Messenger RNA from Gekko japonicus, 965 nucleotides. RefSeq names its product homeobox C6 (gene HOXC6). Gene Ontology annotation, cellular component: nucleus. Gene Ontology annotation, biological process: anterior/posterior pattern specification; regulation of transcription by RNA polymerase II. The coding region runs from base 37 to 747 and encodes 236 amino acids. Gene Ontology annotation, molecular function: DNA-binding transcription factor activity, RNA polymerase II-specific; RNA polymerase II cis-regulatory region sequence-specific DNA binding. The record is from RefSeq and is a predicted model, not a curated record. Lineage: Eukaryota; Metazoa; Chordata; Lepidosauria; Squamata; Gekkonidae. The transcript has 2 exons.
UAAAGAAAUCAUACAGCCAGGUAUAGGGGGGAAGAUAUGAAUUCCUAUUUCACAAACCCGUCGCUGUCUUGCCACCUCACCAGUGGUCAAGAGGUGCUGCCCAAUGUGGCUCUCAAUUCCACUGCCUAUGACCCUGUAAGGCAUUUUUCAACUUAUGGAGCCGCGGUUGCUCAAAACAGGAUCUAUUCAUCUCCUUUUUAUUCACCGCAAGAUAACGUUGUCUUUAGCUCCAGUCGAGGACCCUAUGAUUACGGAUCUAAUGCCUUUUAUCAAGAAAAAGACAUGCUUUCUAGCUGCAGGCAAAAUUCUAUGGGACACAAUACACAAACUUCCAUUGCACAGGAUUUUACAGGGGAUCAAAACAGGAGCACAUCCCAGGAACAGAAAACUAGCAUUCAGAUAUACCCGUGGAUGCAGCGCAUGAACUCCCACAGUGGGGUCGGCUACGGAGCAGACCGGAGGAGGGGGCGUCAGAUCUACUCCCGGUACCAGACCCUGGAGCUGGAGAAGGAGUUCCACUUCAAUCGCUACUUGACGCGGCGGAGGCGGAUCGAGAUCGCCAACGCGCUUUGCCUAACUGAACGCCAGAUCAAGAUCUGGUUCCAAAACAGGAGAAUGAAGUGGAAAAAAGAGAGCAACUUGAGUUCCACCCUGUCUGGGGGAGGCGGCGCCGGAACGGCCGCGGAUAGCUUGGGGGCCAAGGAAGAGAAGCGGGAAGAAACAGAGGAAGAGAAGCCAAAGGAAUGAGCCGUGGACGGCGCGGCCACCCUUCGCCCCCCCUCCCCUCCCCUCCAACACACACGGUCCCCCUUUCUCCCACCGCCCUCAGCCCCACGUCGCGGGUCUCCUUCCGUGCCAUCCCUCUGUUCCCACUGCCACCCGUGUAUGCGUGGGGCGGACGCUGAGAGCGUGAAAGAGAGAGCGAGAGACAAGCGUGGGCGCGAGGAGAGCUCCCUUGCCCUCUC